AAGCGCCAGCAGGGCGCCCGACGCCCGUCGCACCGGCGGCGAUGGGCAAUCGCGGAUCACCUCCCAGUUCGACUCGAUCGCCUACAGCAUCGCCAGCAUGAAUCAGGCGGUGUCGCAGAGCGCAACUGAACUGGCUGAACUUCGGGGGGCUGCUCAGGGAAGCUUCAAGCGAUGCGGGGAGCUCGCAGACCAGAUGAAGCUCCUCGCCCGUGACGUGCAAUCCAAGCACCAGCUGCUCGACACCGAGCUGAAGAAUGCCAUCUCGUCACAGGACGCGAAGAUGGCUGCCCUCCGCACAGAGCUCCUUGCUGCGAGCACGGGUGAUGCUGCCAUGACCUGUCCCGCGCUAGACGAGAAGUGCGAUGACAUCGAACGGCAACUGGCCGACCUGGCCGAACGGCAGCGCAUCUCCGAGGCGCGGAUCCUUGCCCGCGGCUUCGAUCUGUCGAAGAAGGUGGCGCUGCUGUUCGAGACGGCGCUCGGCGCCAGCACCUUCCUGGGCAAUUUCAUCAAA
This is a messenger RNA of Prorocentrum cordatum, 514 nucleotides long. Lineage: Eukaryota; Dinophyceae; Prorocentrales; Prorocentraceae. The record is from the annotation of a GenBank genome assembly.